This is a messenger RNA of Chrysoperla carnea, 1584 nucleotides long. RefSeq lists its product as uncharacterized. The record is from RefSeq and is a predicted model, not a curated record. Bases 288 to 1085 code for a protein of 265 amino acids. The transcript has 2 exons. NCBI's taxonomy places the organism in Eukaryota, Metazoa, Arthropoda, Insecta, Neuroptera, Chrysopidae.
UAAAACCGUGGGGGAUUCAUACUAUACGUGUUACAGACAAAUCAAAAGAAUUCAAAGGUAACCAACCACUCAUUAUUACUUAUACUACAACACUUGACUUCAGUGUUAAGCAGUUAAGCAGUUGCAGAGAUAAGACAACUUCACUAGGUUGUUUUGACUGCAUUUAUUUACAAACUUUCUGAUUUCUUUAUCGUUUUUCUUAACGAAUUUGUGGUAGCACGUGUGUAGUUCUUUUUUUUUUUUGAUAAGUGUUUCUGAAAGUGUUUCAUUGAAAAUUUUUUUAAACAAUGUUUCUUCAAUUAUUUGGAUUAUUUGUUUGUGCGGUAUCAUUUGUCACCAGUGCCCCGGCAGUUGAUUUUUAUGCAUCGCGGUAUGAACAUAUCGAUAUUGAUACAGCGUUAUCAAAUAAACGGUUGAUCCAGAAUUAUGGUGAUUGCUUAUUGUAUAAGAAACCGUGUGCACCCCAAGGAAAGGAAUUAAGAGACAUUUUACCAGAAGCAUUGGAAACAACAUGCGCUCGUUGCACAGAAAAACAAAUUGUAUACGCAAUGCGUGUUGUACAUCGCUUACAAAAAGAAUACCCUGAAUUAUGGGCACAAUUAUCUGAACGUUGGGAUCCAACUGGAAAAUAUUUAAUUGCUUUUGAAGAAUUAUUCAAUUCCCCAAAUAAAGUUGAACGUUCACCAGCUCCUCCAACAGUUACUAGUUCCACAACCGAAAUUCCAUUAUUUAACCGAUUCAACGAUAAUAAUAAUGCAAACGAAGUUUCGCCAAACGAUAUUUCCUCCACAGGAGACUUAGACAAUAUCGAUCAAUCAAAUUUCCCAAAUGCUAGUAGUACAUCAAUAAAUUCUGUUAGUGUACCAUCUCAGACUUCAACAUCAGCUCCAACCACCACACGUACAUUAAUGUUUAUGGGUACAGCUGGGCAACCCCAACAUCAUUGGUUUGAUAUUUUAGGGUCACAGGUACUUCAAACAGCUGGAAAAAUUGCAGAUAUGUUUGUAUCGACAGUUGAAGUAGUUGUUGGAGCAAAAUAUCGACGACACGCAGCUUUACAUGGUGUUACAACAUCCAAACCUUAAACAAAUCAAAAAUUCAAUCGUGAAUCGAAUAUUUUUACCUUGCUUUGUUUGCUGGUUUCUUUGUGAGUUUCUAAGUGUUGAGUUUUUUCUGUAUAAAAAACAUUAUAAUAUUCUUAGAUAGCACUUAGUGCGUUGAUUAUUUUUAAGCCGUUUUUUCCGGCAACUCAUAAACAGGUCUUGUCAAAUGGAAUAUUUAAAGAUUGAUGAAGAAAGACCAUUCUCUAUUACAGUGAAUAAUUUCAAACUAGCAACAAUUAACGGCUGUAUGUUUAGCCGUAAAAAACGUAAGCUUUUGGAUCAAAGGUUUGAUUGUAAAAUUCGUCUAAAUGAUUCCUACAAAUUUUUAUCAUUACAAGUAUUUUUAAAGUUCGAACAAAAAAUGAUUUAUUCUUCAACUUAAUCAGCGAAAAUAGAGUUAUAAUAGAACUUAAAUUGUAUUAAGAUCUGUUAUGCUCGAAUUGUGAAAAAUAAAGAAUCCUAAUUUUCUGCUCAAAUUAAA